AUGGGGGGAUGUAACUCUAACUGCAUCGAGAGGCCUUUAGCAAAAGGAUUAAGCAAACUUGGAUACAUUGUGGGCAAAUACCCAUGGGUCUUCUUCAUUAUCCCCCUGAUCAUAUCAGCAGGGCUCGGAGCUGGGUUUUACUUUCUUGAAGACAGAGAAGCAAAUGAUAUUGAAGAGCAGUUUACUCCUAUUAAUGGACCGGCAAAGGCAGAAAGAGCAUUUGUCAAGGAGCAUUUCCCUCAAAGCAAAGAAUUUUCUAGCCUGAGGCUUCAAACCGAAGGCACAUAUGCUUCAUUUAUUGCUGUUCAUGAAGCUAACAUUAUCGACAAAAGUACCUUCCAAGCCAUAGUAAACUUAGACAAGAAAGUACAGCAAAUUCAAACAGAGAGUAAUCAGACAUUUGCUAGUUUAUGUGGCAAGAAAAAAGGAUUUUGUGCUUCAAACUCAGUUGUUGGUAUCCUCAACAAAGACAUCGAGAAUGGAACAGAGAUAAAUUUUCCUUGGCACCAUGAUGAAUUCUUGGGAUCAGUGUUAGGCGGAGUGAAGAAAGACUCUAAAGAUGUAACAUCUGCGUCGGCUAUUAGAAUUUUCUAUUUCUUACAAGAGGACAAUCAGAGCGACACUGACCGAUGGCUGGAGAUGUUCAUGAAGAUGAUGGAAAAGCACACUGACAAGGACGUGAGCUUCUCUUACUUCACUUCACUGUCACGAGCAGAGGAAGUGGAAAAGAUUCCAGAGACUGUCUUACCAAAUUUAUCUUUCACUUGCUGCCUGACAAUUGGCAUCUCAGUUCUCUUAUGUUUGAGGCUGGACUGUGUGAGGAACAAGGGUUGGGUGGCCAUCUUUGGGGUGCUGUCUGCUGCCUUGGCUGUGGUCUCCAGCUUUGGACUGCUUCUCCUCUGUGGGACGCCAUUUGUGAUGACUGUUUUGUCUUCCCCUUUCCUCAUUCUUGGUAUUGGUGUGGAUGACAUGUUCAUCAUGAUCUCCUGCUGGCAGAAGACAAAUGUGAAAGCCAAAGUGGAGGAUCGCAUGGCAGAGACCUACAAGGAGGCUGCUGUCUCCAUCACCAUCACUACCCUGACUAAUGUCUUGGCCUUCUACAUCGGCCUCAUGACACCCUUUGGAUGUGUGCAGUCCUUCUGUAUGUACACAAGCACUGCAGUCCUCUUCUGCUACAUCUACAACAUUACAUUCUUCGGUGCGUUUCUAGCUCUGAAUGGUCGAAGAGAAGGAAGUAACAGGCAUUGUCUUACAUGCAAGAGGGUUGAGGAACCAGAUAAAGACAGAAAAGGAAAUGCUUGCUCAGUAGGAGGCGCCUAUGAUCACGAGACAGGUGCAGAGGAGGAAAUGCCAAUCAAUAUAUUUUUCAAGAAAUAUUAUGGACCGUUCAUUACUAAUAUUUGGGCCAAGAUGUUUGUGGUUGUGCUGUAUGCAGGCUAUCUGGCAGGUAGCAUAUAUGGUUGUUUUCAAAUACAAGAGGGCAUAGACCUAAAAAAUCUAGCACCCGAUGAUUCAUAUGUUGGUAGCCACUAUGAUAAUGAAGACAAGUACUUCUCAGAGUAUGGACCCUUCGUCAUGUUAGUUAUCAAAGAUGAAAACUUUACAUAUUGGGAAAAAUGUGCUCGUGAAAACCUCAACAUAUGCUUGAAAGAAUUGGAAUCAUCUGACAAAGUUGCCAAAAACAUGAUUAUAUCUUGGCUUGACAAUUAUGAGCGAUACUAUACUAAUAGAGUUAGCAUGAACGUUACAGAUGAAAAUGACUUCAUGCGACAAUUACCAAAUUUUCUUGAGAUGACAGAUUUUAACGAGGACGUCAUAAUUUCUGAAGGGAAAAUACGGGCCUCCCGGAUAUUCAUCCCUACCACAAAUAUUAGAACUGCAGUUGAUGAGAAGGAAAUGCUAAAACUUUUUCGUGACACAGCUUCCACUUGUGGGUAUAAAAUGGACCUAUUAGUCUACCACCCAGCCUUUAUCCUUUUUGACCAGUAUGUAGUCAUUGUUAGCAACACGCUCCAAAAUAUUGUAGCUGCUACUUUGGUAAUGUUUGUCAUUUCUUUACUGUUGAUUCCAAAUCCUCUCUGCUCUCUGUGUGUAACAUUUGCUAUUGCUUCAGUGAUAGUAGGUGUUGCUGGUUUCAUGGCUUUGUGGGGUGUCAAUCUAGAUUCUAUUUCCAUGAUCAUCCUGGUCAUCUGCAUUGGCUUUUCUGUUGAUUUCUCAGCACACAUUUCCUAUGCCUUUGCGGCAAGUAAAAGGAAGAGCGCUAAUGAAAAAGCCAUUGAUGCACUCCAGAGUCUUGGGUACCCUGUUAUACAAGGCGCUGUCUCUACCCUUUUUGGCAUUGUUGUCCUUUCUACAGCAAAAGGCUACAUCUUCAGAACCUUCUUCAAGAUCAUGUUUCUGGUCAUCACGUUUGGAGCAGUCCAUGGUAUCAUAUUCAUCCCAGUGUUCCUCACAUUCUUUGGCUGUUGCAGUGACAGUUCUGAAUCAGACACAGACUGUGCACAUGACAAAGACCAGAGGAUCUAG
This is a messenger RNA of Engraulis encrasicolus (European anchovy), 2526 nucleotides long. Its product is annotated as patched domain-containing protein 3-like. NCBI's taxonomy places the organism in Eukaryota, Metazoa, Chordata, Actinopteri, Clupeiformes, Engraulidae. The transcript is spliced from 5 exons. Bases 1 to 2526 code for a protein of 841 amino acids. The record is from RefSeq and is a predicted model, not a curated record. Gene Ontology annotation, cellular component: membrane.